AAUCGUCUCGUCUUCAUCCUAAACUUCCCCUGUCACCUCGUCGACCUUGUUUGUAUUUAAGAUCUAUGAUGCUGUCUCCUCUAUAAAUAACACCCACGGUACUUCUGGUUAAUGAUUAGAAUAAUACGUACAUACACACACAUUUGUGCAUACUAACCACACAAACAAAUAUAUUAUAACCUAUGAUAUAUUUAGGCAGAAUAGAUCCUCUGUUGUAUACAACAAUGACAAAAACACUUGAGAUUGACAUAAGAUCAGCAGAGGGGCUCAAGAUUAACCGGAGACUAAUUAAGAAGAAAAAGACUUUCGCCGUCGCAAGGAUCGGCGAUAAGUUUCGAACUUCGAAUCUGGACGACUCGGGAGGAAGCAAUCCAACGUGGAACUACAAGUCGGAGAUGCCGAUGAAAGGGAGUGUACAGUUUAUCUCCAUUGAGGUAUUUUAUCGAACACGUUGUGCGCGUGAGAAGAAGCUCGGAGAAGCUAAGAUUCCGGCGGCAGAUUUCAUGGGAAGGUAUUCACAUGAAGGUCAUUUGAAUUUCUUGAGCUAUAGAUUAAGAGAUGAGUAUGGUGAUAAGUGUGGAAUCGUGAAUGUUUCGAUUGUGGUUAAACCCAAUUCCACAGAAACGACGAUGUUCGAGGCUUCUUCUUCUUCGUCUGAGCCGCCCUCGAUUGAUGGGUAUUGUGGUCGGAUUGUGACCGGAGUUCCCGUUUGGCGUUUGGCAUCAUAAACUCGUGUUUGGUCUCCGCCGCUUGGGAUGGACACGCGCCGUGAUACUUCAUGGCCGACGAAGAAGACUUAUUACAUGAGUUCAUGUUUGGUGAGCGAUUCAACGGCCGACAUAAAAUGAAUAGCAAUACGCAUGGAUAUUUUUCAAAUUUAAAAUCAUGGAGGCAUUACAGUUGACCAAAAAAGAAAAUCAUGGAGGCAUUUUUUUAUGGUAACCAGGCAUUGAGAAUCACAGUUGAACCCAGAAAAGAAAGUUGAUGUUAUUAGUCCUGCUUGGUUAAAUACUAUAGAGAUAAGACCUAACACGUGGAUUCGCUGUGAGGAUAAAAAGCACAUGUGAUGAUUAGGUACAUCACGACCGUCUGUCUGUUCUGACAGAUGUUUGCACGCAUUUGAGCGUUCCGAUUUGUUUGACGAAUUCCCAGUAACGAUCUUAAGUGUUUUUCAACUAGUUUCGGUAAAAGAUUGUGGGCGCCGCUGAGCCGACUUUCUAUGUUUCCGUUUUGUUACGAUUUCUCAUAUUUCGGCAAAGCCUGAACCAGAUCCACACUCUUCUCUCUAGUUAAACCAAUCUUAUACAAUAAAAAAAAAAAAAAUUUCAAGGGGAAGAAAAUGCCACGGUCCCUUACUAAAAACGACAUCCAGAUUUUCGUUAUGGAUCAUCAUAUUAUAGUCUUUAUUUUUAUUCAUUGUUCUUCGUAUCCCUUUGGUCCAAUUUUAACUUUUCUGAAUCAUCACAUGCAGAAAUGGAAUAAUAUGUUUUUGAGUCAUUUGAAUUAGGACAAUAGACUCAUCAACAACAAUACACCUUUCUUUUAUCUCUGUCACCUAAAGUUCACGAUCACCGAUUGAUUUGUUACCGUAGAAUUAA
Messenger RNA from Eruca vesicaria subsp. sativa (arugula), 1598 nucleotides. The record is from the annotation of a GenBank genome assembly. NCBI's taxonomy places the organism in Eukaryota, Viridiplantae, Streptophyta, Magnoliopsida, Brassicales, Brassicaceae.